Molecule: messenger RNA, 531 nt
Organism: Saccostrea cuccullata (small rock oyster)
Lineage: Eukaryota; Metazoa; Mollusca; Bivalvia; Ostreida; Ostreidae
Exons: 1
Source: RefSeq, a predicted model, not a curated record
AAUUUGAAAGGAUAUACAUGGAAACCUAUCAUUCUUCAAAUGAUGUUGCAGGAGCAUGAUUUCGUCAUGUGGGUAGAUUCGUCUAUCCGACUGAUGAAAAACGUGGAUGAAUUAUUCAACAAAGCUUAUAAUCGUGGAAUUCAGAUUCUUCAGGGCACAGGUUCUAUCGCUGUACGAACACAGACACGACUGUUUGAUUUGCUAAAAGAGAAACCUUGUAUGUUUAACUAUCCUGAAGUCCAAACAGGAAUUGUUGUUAUAAAACGUUCUUCAUUCACACUUAAGGCAGUAAUGUACCCUUGGGUAUUGUGUGCACUUCAAUAUGGGUGUAUGGAUUUUCCAAAAUCUGAACAAUUCCUGGAUUGUACACACGGGUCGAAAUUGUCGUCAUGUCACAGAUUUGAUCAAUCAGUUCCUGGAAUCAUUCUUACAAGACUUUUUAAUAUAAAAAGAAACUUCGUAACAUUUCUAGAGGGAGAAUAUGCCUUUGUUUGUUAUGAAUGUAUGCAAAGGUUUAAUGAUAAUGUAUAA